Coregonus clupeaformis (lake whitefish) is the source of this 973-nucleotide messenger RNA. RefSeq names its product cyclin-dependent kinases regulatory subunit 1. Gene Ontology annotation, molecular function: cyclin-dependent protein serine/threonine kinase activator activity; histone binding; ubiquitin binding. The transcript is spliced from 3 exons. Gene Ontology annotation, biological process: regulation of mitotic cell cycle. Gene Ontology annotation, cellular component: SCF ubiquitin ligase complex; cyclin-dependent protein kinase holoenzyme complex. Lineage: Eukaryota; Metazoa; Chordata; Actinopteri; Salmoniformes; Salmonidae. The coding region runs from base 183 to 413 and encodes 76 amino acids. The record is from RefSeq and is a predicted model, not a curated record.
CUUCACCAAUCCCGGCCAAGAGAGGAACCGUUUGAGUUCAAAAUUUGCGGAUACACUGCAGAUUACAAUUUGCGUUGCGCCCAUUCAAAUCUAGCCAGCUAUCGCUUAUCGAAACUGACAGCUGUCUGAAAAUACGAAAACUUAUCCAGAAGAUUGUGUUAUAUACUUCUGUUCGAUUAAACAUGUCGAAGAAACAAAUUUACUACUCUGACAAGUACACAGAUGAAGCAUUUGAGUACAGGCAUGUUAUGCUCCCGAAACAGUUAUCAAAGCUGGUGCCAACCUCUCACUUGAUGACAGAAGAUGAAUGGAGGGGUCUGGGGGUGCAGCAGAGCCAGGGCUGGAUCCACUACAUGAUCCACAAGCCAGAGCCGCAUAUAUUGCUUUUCAGAAGACCGCUUCCAAAGGAUUGAGUGAAAAUCAUCUUCCACGUCCCCGAAAGCCACCUUAGUUUAAUUGUAUGGUCUUUGUUGAUUAAACAAGAUGUACAUCUCUCCAUGUGUUUUGGUGUAUAGAAUAGACCUUUAAGUUUUUUUUUUAACAACUCCCUCCCCAAAAUGUUGGAUGUAUGAUAGAGGCAGCCCGAGGAGUGUUGAUGGCUCAGCCCCCACUACCAGAUGGUGAGCAGUUCUGCUUUUAUUGAUACAAUAUGAAUAUUUAAUUUCUCAUUCAUGAGACUUUACCGAGCUUGAAUAACACUUGCUACACUUUUAUUGAUGUUUACUUACUUGCCAAUAUAUGUUGUAUUAAUGAACCGUGGUCAAAUUUAGUUUUCUUUCUUGAACGUGGAAUAUUUUAUUCAAAAGAAAGAACUUUGCGUGUUCUGAAAAUGUUUUUAUUUUGUGUGUGUAUAUAUAUAUAUAUAUAUUCUCUUGUCAGACAGUAUACAUUUGGACUGAAUAGUCAUAUUUCGGUUAAUUCUAAACAACACUUGUUGCUGGACAGAACGUAAAUAAAAUAUUUCUUUACUUUC